AGCUUGGCCAAUCAAUUUCCAAAUCGCCAACGGAAUUAAUUCAGUCUAUCCAUUAAAAUUCUUGUGAAGCUUUCGAAGAAUUAAUUCAGAUAAAAAAAAAUGGGUUCUUGCAUAAGCAAAUGUUGCAGGCCGCCGAGGAAGAAGAAGCUCAAGGAAGAAGACGACCAUGGCGGCCGCGGUUAUGAUCAUCAAGAAGAUAGGCAUGUCGUCGUCCAAGAUAAGCUCGUGAUCGAAAUCCCCAAAAUACCCUCUGAAAAACCUCCUUCCCCACCCCCUUCGAAAGCUUCUUCGAACAACACCAAAUGCACAUCCUCGUCUUUAUCCUUAUGCUCAUCGUCAUCAUCAUCCUCGUCCUCGUACUUGUCCGUUAAGGAUAAGGCGUUUUCGAACGAAUUCCUUUGGUCGUGUGCAAAGGAGAAUCCUCACGUCAUUGGAAAAAUCAAUAAUCCGACAAUCAAUUCGAAGAUGAUGCUUGAAAAACCACACAAAAUCCAUCCCCAAACCUUUGAUCCCACCUCGUACUUCGCUACCUCGACCGCGUCGAAACUUCAAGAAAUGAAGGCUUCCACGCCGCCUAGGAAACGGUCGCGAGCAAACUCGCCGACGAUAGUGAGGCAAAAGAGCUUUCGAAGAGAUCAAAAUGUUAUUACACACUCGAUGCCUAGUCGAGCCCUCCGGUCACCUUCUCCGAGCCGAAGAUUUAUCAACGCCAAAAGUGUCCCGACGCACGAAAGCCCGGGGAGGCGACAUGUCCUGUCCAAUUGUGGUAAUGGACCUAUGGAAUGUCCAAAUUAUCACUUUGAUCCUUCGAAGAAAAAAGAUCAUAUCUUUUCACGAAGGAUUAGUACAAACAUCGAUGAUGGCGCUUCGAUCGGAGAGAUCAAGUUCGGACAACGAACGAGCAAUGCCGUAGUCGAAGACAUUACCAAUCCUCUCAUUGCUUUGGAUUGCUUCAUAUUCCUUUGAUCUUUCUUUAGUACAAAGAUCAGAUUGUGUUGGCUGUGUUUAGAAUGUUUGUUUGUGUCUCUUUUUCUUCGAUUGUCUCUAUCGAUUGUUUGAUUUGUUUCGAUGAUAUCUUUGUUGUCCUGAUCUACAUAAUUGUUAGAAGCAUAACUUAAGUUUU
Messenger RNA from Andrographis paniculata, 1123 nucleotides. RefSeq lists its product as uncharacterized. The transcript has a single exon. Bases 100 to 966 code for a protein of 288 amino acids. NCBI's taxonomy places the organism in Eukaryota, Viridiplantae, Streptophyta, Magnoliopsida, Lamiales, Acanthaceae. The record is from RefSeq and is a predicted model, not a curated record.